AUGAUUAAUACAAUUGAAGAUACAACGCGUUCAAAUCCAGAACGAUUAAAAUAUAAAAUCUUUAAUUUUAUCAAACCAAGUGGGAAAAUGUUUACUCUAGAUGUUAAUGAGCGAAAACAGAAGUUUUCAGUACCAGAUUUAAUACAAGUAGCUGAAUUAGAUAUGAGAGUUAAAAAAAAUAUAGAGCAAAUUACCUAUACAUACGAAGAGUUCUAUACAAGCUAUUUUCGUUCAUUCUCAAUUGAUCUUGAUGUAACAAUUCCUAUUCCAAUCGCGCAACCUGGUAUGCCUUUGCUUCCACUGAUAACACCAUCAUUCGGUUACCAUAACACAUUGAAAACUGCUUAUGACUUCAUAACGAAAACGUCGGCAGCAGUAGGCAUAGCUACAGACUGGUGGGGAAUGUAUACAAUACAUUUGGGACCAACAUUUUUGCUGACGAAGAAAGGUAAUGGACAAACAAGUGGAAGCAUAACCGAAAUUAAUGUUAAUCUUGGGCUUUUUGAUGAUAUUGCUGGUCUGCAUGGUACAUUCAGUUGGGGUUCGAGUGACACUCGAUUAAGUAAAGAUUUCAAAAAAAAUUCAGCCUUUGAAUGGAAAUUUUUACCGUCUGUGAAUGUCACCUCUGACAUUGAUGAAAACAUAAUGAAAGCAUGGUUAGAGCGUGCAUCAAAAAAACCUACUGUAAUUAAUCGUACGUUAUCAUCCAUUGUGAAUCUAUUAAGUGAUUAUCCAUCUCCGAUUCGUCGUCAUUUACAGUCAACAAUUGACUUUUAUCUAAAGCAUGCUCAUCUGCCAAAACUUGAAGAGCUGAAACAGAACACAAAUAUAACUCGCUCGAAACGUGCAUCGGCUGCUACUAGUAAAAGUAUACCAGCUGCAUUUAACCGUGCAAAAGAACUAGUUAGUUAUUUGCAUAUACUACCUUCAUUAAAGGAAUGCAAUGCUUGUGAACUUAAUGGAUUAAGUAAAAAUAUAUCUGAUAGUAUUAGAUUCAACAUUAAUUCGGAUAAUUAUUUAGCAGCGGAUUCAGAUUCUGAAUCUGAUUAUGACGAUGAAGCAAUGGAAAGUAAUGAAUUUGAUAGUGAUCUAAUCAAUGUGGAUGAAAAAGAUAAAGAUGCGACAAUGACACAAAACUUUGAUGAAAUUAAAACUGAGAAAAUAAAUUUUACUGGUAUGCGUAUAUUCGAUUCGAUUAAUCCAGCAAUGAAAAACUCCUAUUUUCAAGUGCAAAUAAAUAACAAGACUAAAUUUAUACACAAACAAACGGCUUGUUGGUUACUGACCGACAAAGUUAGCCGUUUAUCGGCUGAUAGAUUAUCACGAGUGAUAGAAACAAACAAAAAGGAUUGA
This is a messenger RNA of Rotaria sp. Silwood1, 1353 nucleotides long. The record is from the annotation of a GenBank genome assembly. NCBI's taxonomy places the organism in Eukaryota, Metazoa, Rotifera, Eurotatoria, Philodinida, Philodinidae.